AUGUCUCUGGUGCAACAUCCGCAGAAAAUUGGUGUAAUUGCUGGACUGGGAGCGGCUGGAGUGGCUACUGCCUAUUUCGUCAACAAAUAUGUAAAGUCUAGACGCUAUUGGAAUGCGGAAUACGUGGACGUGGGACGAGUGGACCGAGCUUUUAUUUAUCCCAUCAAGAGUUGCAAGCCAGUCGAGGUAAAUCUUUGUUUUCUUUCUGAUUUUAGGCAACGUUCUAUAAUCGAGAGCGAUCAAAAGUUUCUACAGGUUUUCUGCCAAAUAUUUGAAUAGUAUUCUCCACCAAAUCCGACGUCAAUUGUAUAUUUUUAUUUGGUUUUAGACCUCAUAUUUGGAUUGUGCUGAAAGAGGUCCCCGCAAUGGAUGGCUGACUGAUAGGGAAUAUCUGGUAGUCGAUGAAGCCAAUGAACACAUGUUCCUCACCGCUAGAACAUAUCCGAAAAUGGUCUUAAUUGAUUGUGAAGCCGAGGCCAACAAGUUUGUCGUCAAAUUCCCUGAUGGAAAGAGAGUUGAGAUUGAUGUUGCCGAAGUUGUGAAAAGAAAUGACGUUCGCAGAGCUGCGUAGGUACUUGUUAUUUCUUAUCUUUGUUUAGACUUCAUGGUGGCAAAAAGACGGAUGGUUUGGACUGUGGAGACGAAAUCGGCGAAGCGCUGACUCAAUAUCUCCAAGUGGAAGGUAAAAGACGUCUGCGCCUGUUAAAGUUUGAUCCGAAGCUUUGGACAGAAAGAGACUUCCACACUGACCCGAGCUGGUGGCAUAAUCCAGUGCCGAACGUGCAAGAUCAUGUAGGAUGACAUAAUUAUCAUAAUGUCCUUGGUGUUUUAGAUAAAUUACAGUGACAUGAAUGCGUUUAUGGCAAUUUCUACGGGAAGUUUGGAGGUAAUGAAUCAGAAAUUGGCUGAGAUUGGCAGUGAAGUGAGUUGUGAAAAAUUUAUAAGUUUAGUAUUAUAUAAUAUUGCGUAAUACCAUCACGUUUUCAGGAAGUAGAAAUCCGAAAUUUCCGUCCAAAUUUUUUCAUAAAUUCUAAUGUCCCAUUUGCGGAGGAUUAUUGGCUGAAUGUUCGAAUUGGCGAUGCUGAAUUUGUUUGUGUUAGACCUUGUACUAGGCAAGUGAUGCUUUAUUCGUUUAUUUUUUCAUCUUUAGAUGUAUAUUGACCACGGUAAAUCCAACAACAGGAGAGAAACAUCCCAAAAUGCAGCCUCUGAAACUUCUUAGAGAGUGAGUUUUCUUUUUUAAGUUUAUGUUGUGCUAAAAAUUCUAAUUUUUUUUAUUACUCAAUGAAAAUUGUUCUCUUCUUAGAUUCCGGUUAGCCCCAGAGGGUCAGCUCCGCAAAGCAUUUGAUAUGAGCCCAAUCUUUGGAGUGUUCAUGGUCCUCGUUCGACCGGGCAGAGUCCGUGUUGGCGAUACAGUUUACGCGCAGAUUAAGCCUACGGCAUUUUAA
Bursaphelenchus xylophilus (pine wood nematode) is the source of this 1448-nucleotide messenger RNA. NCBI's taxonomy places the organism in Eukaryota, Metazoa, Nematoda, Chromadorea, Rhabditida, Aphelenchoididae. The record is from the annotation of a GenBank genome assembly.